Molecule: messenger RNA, 4994 nt
Organism: Mya arenaria
Lineage: Eukaryota; Metazoa; Mollusca; Bivalvia; Myida; Myidae
Product: acanthoscurrin-1-like
Exons: 2
Coding region: 3229-4098 (289 amino acids)
Source: RefSeq, a predicted model, not a curated record
UAAAACGGUUGUACCAGAGAAUUAGCUGGGGAAAACCAGAAUGUUUAUAAUUCCGGACUUCAACUAUUGAUCUUGACACUUUUUAAGCCUCUAUUAUUACAGCGACAACAGAAACACUACAGUUGGCAUACAUUUUACCAUUUACAUUUCGAGGGCUCAACGCAAUAGUGUCGUAACUCCAUUUUUUUCACAAAAUGAUGUUUUUGCAUUUUUCACAUGCUUUAACAGUUUUACAUCUGUCAUAAAAAUAUUUUUGAAAAAUAUUGAUUUUUAAGUACUUAAAAUGAAAACUUGUCCAAAAGUAGUAUCUUAAAUUGACUAUUUUCAUGUAUGCAACACUGUCGUAACUUGAGUUACAUACAGUGUUGCACUGAAAACUAUGCAAAGUUCGAUUAAAAAAAAUAUGCAACACUGUAGUAACUCAGUGAAUUUCAAUAAAAUGAUGUCAUAAUAAUGAUGCCAUAGUGCUGUGAUUUCACUUUUCUUAGAAAAGAAAACAACAACAGUAAACAUAUACAUGUACAUGUUAAAAAUGAUGAAAUCCAAGUAAUUUUGAAGAUUUAUUUGCACCACAUCUGAAGAUUACAGGUGUUUUUGUUUGUUCUGUUUUUUAAAUACUUAUGAAAUAUUCCUUAUCCUAGUUAUGAAUUGUAACUUGUGCUUAUAAAAGUUAAAUGAUUACCUUAACCCUUACCAUGCUGCAAUGUUGUAAGUGUAAUUCAGUGCUCACUGCUGAGUUGUUUUGAGUGAAUGUUAAAUAUAUCACCCAUUGACUUUAAAAGGUUACCAUUCAUAUGAUCCUUGUUCUACAGCAUUCAAACUUUCAGAAAGUGUUAUGAAACAUUAAGUUUUUUUUAAGAUGUUUGUUUUAGAAUUUGAGUCCAUAGUUAUUUUAUGCACUGAUAUGGUAACUUGCUCUAAAAUUGGAAGUGGAAAUGGAUUUGGUGAGCUUCGUAUGGUAAUUAUUACGGUCCGAAAAUAUCCGGACUUAGCACGGAUCGGGUUACACACUACUAAGUCCGAUUAUAUUCGGACCCCGCACGGUAAGGGUUUUAAUAUUUGAUAUUCUGAGGCGAUAUAAGUUAUUGCAGUAGCAUCUUAAGUGAAUUAAGUCUUAUCCUAAUAAAACUGACUUUUUCCAUAACUUACUUAUCAAACUUAUUGGAUAUUUAUGGUAGCAUUUUGAUAAAUAAAUGAGUCUUACUAAUACUUCUAUACCAUACUAGUUAAAAUAGCUUGCAUUUUUAAUGUGGUAUUGCAAAUCUAAUAUUUGUAGAAAAAAAAGACUUAAGGCAAAAUAUUGUCAAAAUGGUUGGGAAUCAAAUAAUGCUGAUUCAAAUGCAGUUCUUGUCAGUUUUUUUUGUAAUCAAUCUUUAAAUUUCACAUCAUGCUCCAAGCAAAAGCUACCUAAGACAUCAAGGAAGCGAAGUGUUUUGUAGCAGAAGGAGACAAUGUGUACAGGAUUUGAAUUUAACUUUGAGGAGCACUCGCAAAAUUUUGCGAGUGCUUUUUGAGGCAACUUGCAAAAUGAAAAAUGAACUUGCAAUUUGAUUAUUUGCUUUAUUCCCUUGUAAUAUUGUCUAAUUUAAGUAGAAAUUUACACCUAAGACAAAUUAUGAAUAUUAAAACGUAUCAAUCUUGAGUAACUCAACUACUAGAACUUGUUUAUGGCUUUUUCUUUUUGGGGAGUACGGAAAGACUCAUCAGAUGCUAGACGCUUUUUGAUUACAAAGCUGUCCAAUAAUUUGACAUUGUUCACUUUGUAUAUUUACCCUCACCAUCGGGUAAUAUCCAUUCGACAAGCACGGUACAGAUUUCAUUAAAUCUAUAAGUAUUAAAAGCAACAACAUUAUAAAUUUUAAUAAAUGAUAGAAACAGUAAAAUUAAAUUAGCGAGGAUGUUCUGGACCAUGAAAUAUAUCGAUCGACGAAGUCUAUUGACUUUGGCAGUUCGGCGGAAAUAUAUCAAAGGUUGAUGGGGUUUACAUAUAGUGCGCGAUGAUUACGUCAUUUGUAUUCACUUUGUAUUAUGCACGCCUCGGAAAGAUUCGAGAUAAAACUCGGCCUUUUCCGUAUAUGUUCUAUUUUUGAAAACUUACUAGAGCGUGACUCCGUACUAUCUUUUUUAUACUGGUAGUGUAAACAUGCCACUUAUAGGGUGUUUACACUCGACUACGCAGCGGAAUUAAGUUCAUAUUUAUUCUACUCUAUUUUUAACAUUUUGUGGUCUAGAAAAAGCCACUCGCAGAAUUUUGCGAGCUUGAAUAAAAGUCACUCGCAAUUUGCAAAUGUCGCUCGCAUUUUGCGAGUAUGCGAGUCUAAAUUCGAACCCUGUGUGUAGCAAAUUUGGUGUGCGCAUUAGUAACAUCCUAUACAUUUCAACCAACAAACUGGAAUGAGGAAACGAUGGAUGAAACUUUAUUUAGGGGUGACAAACUUAUAGCGGUCAAUUUGAAAAGGCCAUACUGGUCAACAGAUGAUAUUCCUGAUGUUCUGGACUUCGUUAACAUUAACAGAGUCAUGGCUCAGGAAGUGUCAGAUGUAUCAGACAUCAGCAGUGAAGAAUGUGGUUGUUUAGAUGAUGAGGACACAGACAGCUACAUUUUAGAUUACUUGUUUCAAAAUUAGGCAAUGACAGACUUAAAUAACAUUUCAGAAUUACUUCAAACAUUUGAUUUGAAUACUUGAAGAGAUGCUUGUGAAAAUAAUAUAAAUGUUUGUGAAAGCAUGUAUGAUGAUGAUGAUCCAGUUUACAUCAUGAAUGACAGCAUUGAUGGGCAAUGAUAUGAUGGUAAUGUUGAGAGUUAUGAUGUUGAAGGGAGUGGUAUGGAUAGUAAUGUUGUUGAUGGGAAUAAUGUUAGUUGGGAUGCUGUGAUGGGGCUGAUGGCAAUGAUGUUGAUGGGGGAGAUGUUAAUGGUUAUGAUGCUGAUGUGGUUGUUGGCAAUGGUGUUGAUGGGAUUGAUGCAAAUGGUUAUGAUGCUGAUGUGGUUGAUGGAAAGGGGGGAGGUCUUAAUGGUUAUGAUGCUGAUGUGGUUGGUGGCAAUGAUGUAAAGGGGGGAAGUCUUAAUGGUUAUGAUGCUGAUGUGGUUGGUGGCAAUGAUGUAAAGGGGGGAGGUCUUAAUGGUUAUGAUGCUGAUGUGGUUGGUGGCAAUGAUUUAAAGGGGGGAAGGUCUUAAUGGUUAUGAUGCUGAUGUGGUUGAUGGCAAUGAUGUAAAGGGGGGAGGUCUUAAUGGUUAUGAUGCUGAUGUGGUUGAUGGAAAUGAUGUUGAUGGGGAAGAUGGUAAUGGUCAUGAUGCUGAUGUGGUUGAUGGCAAUGCUAUUGAUGGGGAAAAAUAUUAAUGGAUAUGAUGCUGAUGUGUUUGGUGGGAAUGCUGUUUAUGGGGUUGAUGGCAAUGAUGCUGAUGGGGGAGAUGAGAAUGGUUAUGAUGCUGAUGGUGUUGAUGGCAAUGCUGUUGAUGGGGGAGUUGAUAAUGGUUAUGAUGCUGAUGUGGUUGAUGGCAAUGAAGUUGACAGGGGAGGUUAUAAUGGUUAUGAUGCUGAUGUGGUUGAUGGCAAUGAUGUUGACUGGGGAGGUGGUAAUGGUUAUGAUGCUGAUGGUGUUGAUGGCAAUGCUGUUGAUGGGGGAGGUGUUAAUGGUUAUGAUGCUGAGGAUGUGGAUGGCAAUGGUGUUGACGGGGAAGGUGUUAAUGGUUAUGAUGCUGAUGGUGUUGGUGGCAAUGAUGUUGAUGGGGGAGAUGUUAAUGGUUAUAAUGCUGAUGUGGUUGGUGGAAAUUAUGCUGAUGGGGGAGAUGUUUAUGGUUAUGAUGCUGGUGGUGUUGGUGGCAAUGAUGUUGAUAGGGAAGAUGUGAAUGGUUAUAAUGCUGAUGUGGUUAAUGGAAAUGAUGCUGAUGGGGGAACUGUUAAUGGUUUUGAUUCUCACGUGGUUGAUGGCAAUGCUGUUGAUGGGGGAGAUGUUAAUGGCUAUGAUGCUCAUGUGGUUGAUGGCAAUGAUGUUGAUGGGGGAGAUGUUAAUGGUUAUGAUGCUCAUGUGGUUGAUGGCAAUGAUGUUGAUGGGGGUAAUGCUGCUUUGACUAAAACAUAUUUUCUGGCAAUGACCUAAAGUGUUUUUGAACCAGUUGAGUAGAGCUCACAGGACAAGUGAACUUGUGUAUAUUAAUAAGAACUUCCCCUUUAUGGAAACAAACCAUUUAUUUGAAAACAAUGGUCAAUAUUGUCAUUUUUUUAUGAUAUUUUCAAAAACAUUUUUGCUGAUUUUUUUAAAAGAAAUUUUAUUGGACAGUCAGAUGGAAUUAUCAAGAAAUUUGCCAAUUUUUGUCUGUUAUAUGGGAAUGAUUGUUUUAAAGUAAAGCAUAUAAAAUGAAAGUAUUUCAAAAUUGAAGGACAGUAUUGAAAGUGUGCUUAGCUUUGCGAAAAUGAUGUUAAUUAGAGCUGUUUUUGAAUUUAUGUUUAAAUCAUGUAUCUAUUCUUUGUUAAAGCUUUAAAUAAACAUUGUUGUUAAAUUUGAGAUACAGGAUGAACAAAAUCUUGUUGUGAAAAUUAAAUACUUGAGUGAUUAAAUGUUCAAAAGUAAUACAGUCAUGUUGUGUUAUUUCCUGAUUUAUGCUUCAUUGUUUUAUGGCUCAAAGAGUCUGACCCUUUCCCAUACUUAAGUGUAAAGUUAGACCUCUAUUCAACUCAAAUAACGAGCAUUUUCAAUCACGAUGCACUACGGGUUGUAAUAAUUAUCAUAAUUAUAUAAAAGUUGUCCAUUAGCGUUUAGUUAUUAACCAUAUUUCUAAUUAAUAAUGACAAAAAUAAAAAGUGCUACAGUGUUGCAUAAAUAUAUUUUCUCAAAUUGAAAUAAUAUCAGGUGGAAAACUGUCGUAAGUCAAGUUACGACACUGUUGCAUAAAUAUAUUCUUUGAUGAAAUCUGACUUUUGAGGUGGAAAACUGUAGUAAGUCAAUUUUUCAUCAAAAUCAUCUUUUGUGUUCAAUGUUUGAAGAUAAUAUAUUUU